GGCCUGGUUCUCUCCCCUCCCCCUCCGUGUCUUUUGCUUCCCCGGGCAGGCCUAGCUCUCGCCCGGUUCGGUGGCCUUGGUUCGCUCCGUGUCGGUGUUUUUGUCGCCCGGAACAAAACUACCCUCUGUCACUUUCUCCUCCUGGCAGGCUCUGGGCCUUGCUUACCAGGCCGGCUCCUGGCGCCUGUUGUAGCCGAGCCCUCGGGCUCCCCGCACCCGGAGAGGAUGUCUGAUCAGACGGGCUUGGUGAUGCCACAGACUAUGGACAGGAGUUGCUGGGUGUGUUUUGCCACAGAUGAAGAUGACAGAACAGCCGAGUGGGUGAGACCGUGCAGGUGCAGAGGCUCUACAAAGUGGGUUCACCAGACUUGUCUGCAGCGAUGGGUGGAUGAGAAACAGAGAGGGAACAGUACAGCUCGAGUAGCUUGUCCUCAGUGCAAUGCAGAAUAUUUAAUAGUAUUUCCAAAGCUAGGUCCAGUCGUUUACGUCUUGGACCUAGCAGAUCGCCUUAUCUCAAAAGCCUGUCCGUUUGCUGCAGCCGGAAUAAUGGUGGGCUCUAUCUACUGGACUGCUGUCACUUAUGGAGCUGUAACAGUGAUGCAGGUUGUGGGUCAUAAAGAAGGCCUUGAUGUAAUGGAAAGAGCCGAUCCCUUAUUCCUUUUAAUUGGUCUUCCGACCAUCCCAGUUAUGCUUAUAUUGGGAAAGAUGAUUCGCUGGGAAGACUAUGUGCUUAGACUAUGGCGCAAAUAUUCUAACAAGCUACAGAUACUGAACAGCAUAUUCCCAGGGAUUGGAUGUCCUGUUCCUCGUAUUCCAGCUGAGGCCAACCCUCUGGCAGAUCAUGUCUCUGCUACUCGCAUUCUGUGUGGCGCUCUUGUCUUCCCCACUAUCGCUACGAUAGUUGGCAAGUUGAUGUUUAGCAGUGUUAACUCUAAUCUUCAAAGGACAAUUUUGGGUGGAAUUGCUUUUGUUGCUAUAAAAGGAGCUUUCAAGGUUUAUUUCAAACAGCAGCAAUAUUUGCGACAAGCGCAUCGGAAAAUUUUGAACUAUCCCGAGCAAGAAGGAGCGUAAAAGUCUGUCGAUGUAUAUGAUUUGUACAGUCUCGUCUGCUGUAUUUGGCAGCAUUAUACCAACUCUGUUGCUUGCCUGCAGAAGUGGAGGUUGGACAAUAUGCUGCUUAUGUGUGUUUUGUUUUUGUGUUCGUUUUUUCUACAUAGAAUAAUAAAGGACAUGGCCAGGUAAAAACCUCCUUAGUUAUUGAGCCUUAUGAAUGUGAUCUGUAUUUUCCUUGGUGCAUUUUCUUUGUGGCAGAAGACAUCCAAAACUUUUUCUGACAGGCAAAUGUUGCCUUCUUUCCAGACAAGAGUCAAAACAGUUGUAAAGUUCAUAAGUUAUGUGCAGACCAUAUUGCGUUAUCUUUUGUAUGCUUAUUGCAGUAGAUGCACGGUACUUUGCUAUGUGGGCCAAUAUCAUAGGACUUUUAAAAGUAUACAUUUGAUGGUUCAUUGCCAAGUGAAAUGGUGGAAUGUCAGUUAAUAAAAUCCUUUAUUCAUAGAUGUAGCUUAACAAUAAACUGGAAGUCAGAAAUUCAUUCAAAUUAAUGAUAACAGCUGAGUCCAUUUUCUGGCUGGUUCAUGUAGCCCAUCAGAACAGCCCAGACUGAUAAAAAAGCGUAAAUACGCAAGCCUAGUUUUGAGAAGCACUUGGGAUUCCCACAACUUCAUUUUUUGUUUAAAGGUUUUUUUUUUUAAGAAACUUUUUUUAGCUCUUUAGUUUUACUGCAAGUGGUUCUCUCUAUAACUGACUCUGUGUACCACCUGUGAAAUUGAAAAACUGAUCCACAGUCUGUUUGUAAAGAGCUGCAAUGUUAGUGCUGUGCUGUGGAAUCUCAGCCAAAGAGUGGAAUCAUCCCCUCAAGCUAAAUCUAGAAGCAAAGGUUCAAAACCCAGUAUUGGCAGUAGAUAGCCAUAUCUAAAAGAAAAUAUAAAUGCUUGGAUAUGAACACUGAGAAUACUGAUGUCUAAGGUACAGAUUUAAAAGGUUGGACCAAGAGGUAAUUUCUAUAGGAAAAGGGUUUUCCGUCCGUAGAAUGGGACAUUCUUUGGCACCUUCUUCUGCUGUAGCCCAAAAUGCUCCCUGAAAUGCUGCUUCUGGAGGACAGCAUAAGUAGCAAAUUGGGGGUCUCUAAGGGGUGAAAAUGCCCCCCUUCUGUUGGUAGAAAUAAACCACUGGAUCCAAAGCAUAGUUUCUGAGCUGUAAAAUGUUUGUGAUUCAAUUGGCACUCAAUACAUCUGUUUUGAAAGCGUGUCCCAUUGAUUUUAGCUGAGCUUUAGAUAAGGCAGCCUAGGACUUUUUGGGGGCAGGGGGCUUCUCCAGUCCCUUACAACCAGUAAAAGACUCAAGUACAUGACAGAGUUGAGGUGAAUAAAUGAUACACUAAAGUCACACUUUUUUUCUUGACCACAAAAAUGUUGCAUAUUAAUAUUAAAUAUCGGAGUUCAUUAGUGUGGUUCAGGCUGUAGCCACACAAUAUGCAGCAAUCAUCCUGGGUUUACAGGUGGUAUUUGUUUUGGCAGGAUUAAAGAACCAUUAAGUGUCUUUCAAGCUCUCAAAAUUAUGUUCAAACAGUGUAUCUAAUGCAUGGAGAAAAGAAAUAAGCUUUCCUUCUUUGUACGUACUAGUAAAUAAGAGUUUUUCACCAGAAAUGAAGCAAGUGAGGAAAGAGGCUUCAUGUUUGAUUGCAAUAAUGUAUGCUAAAGAACUAUUAUGUUGAUUUUUGCAUAGUAAGCAUUACUUUAAAUACUGAAAUGUAAUUAGAGUGUAUAAAAAGUGUAUAUAAUGACCAACUAGUAUUCCAGCACUGGUUUAUGUGAAAAAUAUAAAGCACAAGAAGACAAUUUAGUUUCUUGUUUUAAUUUAGGAACAAAAUUGCUAUUAAGUUUAAGUUGCAAUUGGACUUUUGAUAUAUAUUUAUAUACAGCAGGAUCUUACAAGAUGCUGACUUUCUAUAAGAUAGGUUUUCAGUGCUAUGAAACAUUUUUUGCAGAAAUUCUCAUGGCAAGGAGGCACCUUCUCAGCAGUCUUCACUGUAUAUACACCAGCCCUUUGUAUCUGCUGGUUUUUAAAUUC
This is a messenger RNA of Gekko japonicus, 3129 nucleotides long. It is a transcript of the gene MARCHF5, whose product is annotated as membrane associated ring-CH-type finger 5. Bases 226 to 1071 code for a protein of 281 amino acids. NCBI's taxonomy places the organism in Eukaryota, Metazoa, Chordata, Lepidosauria, Squamata, Gekkonidae. The record is from RefSeq and is a predicted model, not a curated record. The transcript has 6 exons. Gene Ontology annotation, molecular function: zinc ion binding.